Messenger RNA from Kogia breviceps (pygmy sperm whale), 2850 nucleotides. It is a transcript of the gene YY1, whose product is annotated as YY1 transcription factor. Gene Ontology annotation, biological process: regulation of transcription by RNA polymerase II. Gene Ontology annotation, molecular function: RNA polymerase II cis-regulatory region sequence-specific DNA binding; DNA-binding transcription factor activity, RNA polymerase II-specific. Gene Ontology annotation, cellular component: PcG protein complex; chromatin; transcription regulator complex. Lineage: Eukaryota; Metazoa; Chordata; Mammalia; Artiodactyla; Physeteridae. The record is from RefSeq and is a predicted model, not a curated record.
UCCUCCCUCUGCCUUCCUUCCCCACGGCCGGCUGCCUCCUCGCCCGCCUGCCCGCAGCCCCGGAGCUGAGGCUGCCGCGGCCGUGGCGGCCGAGCCCUCAGUCAUGGCCUCGGGCGACACCCUCUACAUCGCCACGGACGGCUCGGAGAUGCCGGCCGAGAUCGUGGAGUUGCACGAGAUCGAGGUGGAGACCAUCCCGGUGGAGACCAUCGAGACCACGGUGGUGGGCGAGGAGGAGGAGGACGACGACGACGACGAGGACGGCGGCGGCGGCGACCACGGCGGCGGGGGCGGCCACGGGCACGCGGGCGGCCACCACCACCACCACCACCACCACCACCACCCGCCCAUGAUAGCGCUGCAGCCGCUCGUCACCGACGACCCGACCCAGGUGCACCACCACCAGGAGGUGAUCCUGGUGCAGACGCGCGAGGAGGUGGUGGGCGGCGACGACUCGGACGGGCUGCGCGCCGAGGACGGCUUCGAGGACCAGAUCCUCAUCCCGGUGCCCGCGCCGGCCGGCGGCGACGACGACUACAUUGAGCAGACGCUGGUCACCGUGGCGGCGGCGGGCAAGAGCGGCGGCGGCGGCUCGUCGUCGUCGGGCGGCGGCCGCGUCAAGAAGGGCGGCGGCAAGAAGAGCGGCAAGAAGGGCUAUCUCGGCGGCGGGGCCGGGGCGGCGGGCGGCGCGGACGCGGGCAACAAGAAGUGGGAGCAGAAGCAGGUGCAGAUCAAGACCCUGGAGGGCGAGUUCUCGGUCACCAUGUGGUCCUCAGAUGAAAAAAAAGAUAUUGACCAUGAGACGGUGGUUGAAGAACAGAUCAUUGGUGAGAACUCACCUCCCGAUUAUUCAGAGUAUAUGACAGGAAAGAAACUUCCUCCUGGAGGGAUACCUGGCAUUGAUCUCUCAGAUCCCAAACAACUAGCAGAAUUUGCUAGAAUGAAGCCAAGAAAAAUUAAAGAAGAUGAUGCUCCAAGAACAAUAGCUUGCCCUCAUAAAGGCUGCACAAAGAUGUUCAGGGAUAACUCUGCCAUGAGAAAACACCUGCACACCCACGGCCCCCGAGUCCACGUCUGUGCAGAGUGUGGCAAAGCUUUUGUUGAGAGCUCAAAGCUAAAACGGCACCAACUGGUUCAUACUGGAGAGAAGCCCUUUCAGUGCACGUUCGAAGGCUGCGGGAAACGCUUUUCACUGGACUUCAAUUUGCGCACACAUGUGCGAAUCCAUACCGGAGACAGGCCCUAUGUGUGCCCCUUCGACGGUUGUAAUAAGAAGUUUGCUCAGUCGACUAACCUGAAAUCUCACAUCUUAACACAUGCUAAGGCCAAAAACAACCAGUGAGAAGAAGAGAGAGAAGACCCUUCUCAGCCUCGGGAAGCAUCUUCAGGAGUGUGAUUGGGAAUAAAAUACGCCUCCUUUGUAUAUUGUUUCUAGAAAAGAAUUUUAAAAAUGAAUCCUACAUACCCAAGGGACAUGUUUUGAUAAAGUAGUAAAAAUUUAAAAAAAAACUUUAAUAAGAUGACAUUGCUAAGAUGCUCUAUCUUGCUCUGUAAUCUCGUUUCAAAAACACGGUGUUUUUGUAAAGUGUGGUCCCAACAGGAGGACAAUUCAUGAACUUCGCAUCAAAAGACAAUUCUUUAUACAACAGUGCUAAAAAUGGGACUUCUUUUCACACUCUUAUAAAUAUGAAGCUCACCUGUUGCUUACAAUUUUUUUAAUUUUGUAUUUUCCAAGUGUGCAUAUUGUACACUUUUUGGGGAUAUGCUUAGUAAUGCUAUGUGUGAUUUUUCUGGAGGUUGAUAACUUUGCUUGCAGUAGAUUUUCUUUAAAAGAAUGGGCAGUUACAUGCAUACUUCAAAAGUAUUUUCCUGUAAAAAAAAAGUUAUAUAGGUUUUGUUUGCUAUCUUAAUUUUGGUUGUAUUCUUUGAUGUUAACACAUUUUGUAUAAUUGUAUCGUAUAGCUGUAUUGAAUCAUGUAGUAUCAAAAUAUUAGAUGUGAUUUAAUAGUGUUAAUCAAUUUAAACCCAUUUUAGUCACUUUUUUUUUUCCGAAAAAUACUGCCAGAUGCCGAUGUUCAGUGUAAUUCCUUUGCCUGUUCCGUUACAGAAAGUGGUGCUCGGUCGUAGAAUGUAUUGUACCUUUUAACACCUGAUGUGUACAUCCCGUGUAACAGAAAGGGCAACAAUAAAAUAGCAAUCCUACAGAAAGAAUACGGCAGAAAAAGAUCUGUAAGCACAGUCUUAUUUCCUUUUGUUGUCCAGAAUAAUUACAAUUCUUGAGCCUCCCAGAAAUUGGAAGUUAAAUAAAGCAACUCAAGUUUCCUUUAUUUUGCACUCAAUUACAGUGACUUGUGAUUAAAGCGAUGCAUGGAUAUUUUAAUACUUCCCAUGUGUACUGAAUUCUGAAAGAGAGAGUAGGUAACAGGCAUCCCGAGUUAAGGAACUACCUCAGAGUACCCCACACCAGGCCCGUUGGUAAUCGGCUUUUGAUUUUAGCUCCCCCAGCAAACGUGACCCAAGCAGUUUGUGCCCUGGCCUGUGUGUGUUCUCAAGGUAAGGUGUUACCUGGCAGGGGCCGCAAGCAGAGGGGAGACCCGGCAUUUCCAUUGCUCAGGCAGCCUUCAGGGCAACUCCCGCAGGUCCUGGCUUGUCUAACAGGAAACGCUUAUGGCUAUUGGCUAUUUGGUUUGAGAGCCUUGGUUCCUCCAUCUAGUGGAAUCUUUAAACGCUAGCACAUUGUAGCAGUUGAGCGCCAGUGGCUUACUUUUGUGCUUCUAAAUGGAUACUGAGUGCAGAUUGGCAAGGUGAUUCGGUUAUUAAGAAAACUGUACUCAAUGAGUACUUUACCUC